Molecule: messenger RNA, 598 nt
Organism: Psylliodes chrysocephalus
Lineage: Eukaryota; Metazoa; Arthropoda; Insecta; Coleoptera; Chrysomelidae
Source: the annotation of a GenBank genome assembly
UAUUUCAGGUAAUUGCCUGCAACAAACCUGAUAACAUGACUGUCACCAUGAUAAUUUUGCAAAUGGUACUUCUUGCUAUAGGAGUAUAUUCAUUAUCAAUAGAUUCUUGGGAUGUAAAUGACUGGGAAUUUAUCAAUGGAUUAAAUAAACCUGAUUCUUUUAAAACAAAAUCUAUUUUCGAAGACUUCAACAUAAAUGAGGUCACUAGAAAUAAGAAAAGUGCUCCUCGUUGUGCAGUCAAAAUGGUAGCAAAAUAUCAUCCUAAUGAUGGUUUCGAUUAUUAUCCGAAAAAGUACCACGAAUAUGAAUGCGUUCCAGUUACCAACGAUUUAUCGGUCAUAGAUACCGAUUUUCCAUAUCAGGACGUAUGUUUUGUAACCGACAAGGAAUGUGAAAGUAUAGAGAAAAAAGUUAUAUUUGCAAGAAAACAUAACUCUUCACGGGUCUGCGGUAUGGAGCCCCAUCACAGGCCUCUAAAAGUUGGUUGUAGAUGUAUCCAUCAUUAUAAAUAUCACUUUCUUUAAAUUUAAUAUACUACUAAACAUUACUUGAGCCCCUGCCAUGCCAUGUAAAUCUAAAAAUAAUAAAUUUCUGAUAU